Echinococcus granulosus is the source of this 153-nucleotide messenger RNA. RefSeq lists its product as hypothetical. The transcript is spliced from 2 exons. Bases 1 to 153 code for a protein of 50 amino acids. The record is from RefSeq and is a predicted model, not a curated record. Lineage: Eukaryota; Metazoa; Platyhelminthes; Cestoda; Cyclophyllidea; Taeniidae.
AUGGUUAAAACUACUCUGUUUACUCUUACGUCAGCUUAUAACCAGCAAAAGAUGAGCGUCUAUUGCAUCAGUCUCGAUGAGAGUGGACCACUCUUCAAAGUCACCAUUAGCAUCGAUGCAAGUGAGAAGGGAUUCGGGGUAUUCGACUGCUAA